Molecule: messenger RNA, 8350 nt
Organism: Eriocheir sinensis (Chinese mitten crab)
Lineage: Eukaryota; Metazoa; Arthropoda; Malacostraca; Decapoda; Varunidae
Product: neurexin-1-like
Exons: 27
Coding region: 682-5583 (1633 amino acids)
Source: RefSeq, a predicted model, not a curated record
GGCCGUCGUUGCUGUUCUGUCUGAGAGGCGCGCCGGUUAUUCUGGUGCAAGCGGAGGCCUUUAUGAUGUUAUGGAAUGGACAUGACGUUGUUAGGGAAAGCAGAUUUUGUGUAAAAGGGAAUCGCGUUGGUUGUGGAGGAGGACGCGGUGGGGUGGUGGUGCAGGCGGCGGCGGGGCAGGGAGGGGCCGCAGGUGUGGGCGUGGCAGAGCCGGACUUCAGUAGGCGUGUGGGCGAGGUGGCGCGGAAUGACAACCUGUUCGGAAAAAGAACUGAACUGUGGCGAUGGAUGUGUGACGUCACGUAACCGGAGGUAAGGAAUAAUGGAGGAGGAGGAGGAGGCUCGGGGCGGUAGGAGGGCGAGGGAGAGGAGGCUCUGCGCGGGAGGCGUGGGGGCGGCGGGAGGCAGCAUAGUGGUAGCGGCGCCGGGCUCGUCGAGGCCAGUGUAGUGAGGGUGUCCGUCCGCUGCGGUGCCGCGUUGCCUCUCCGUCCGCGUUAGAGUGCCAGUGUGUCACCCUCGCCCCGUCUGCCUCUCGUCCAGGCAGUGAGAGAGUCCCAGCAGCAGCAGGGACACAGCAGCACCAGCACCAGCAGUUGAGACACAGCGGCAGCAGCAGGAGAGCAGCAGUGAAGAAAGGUCGACGGCAGCAGUAGAUAGAGUCAGGCCAGGUCAGGUGGUCGCCAUGGGUGCCAGCGGCUGGCUGUGGUGGUGCCUGGCGCUGCCCCUCGCCGCGCCCCGCGCCCUUUCCUUCAUGAUGGAGGGCUCACCUACCUCCUUCGCCCAGUUCCCGCGGUGGGUGCCCGGCGCCAACGGAUCCCUCGAGUUUGAGUUUUUGACGCGGGAGCCUAACGGCCUUAUGCUGUACACGGACGACGGCGGCUCGUACGAGUUCUUCGAGGUGAAGCUGGUGGAGGGCGCCGUGCGGCUGCAUUACAACACUGGCGGCGGCGCGCGACUCCUGACGGCGGGGCGCGGCCUGCACGACGGAGCCUGGCACCGCGUGCGUGUGUCGCGCCGCCUCGACCAGACGCUUCUCGCCGUGGACGAUGAGGUCGAGACCCGCGUCGUGAAGGCACUCAGCCACAACUUCGGGAAUCCCGAGACCAACUCGUUCGUGUACCUGGGCGGCCUGCCCUUGCUGCUGACGCGGCAGGUGGGCUCCAGGCUCACGCUGCCUGUGGUCACCCUGGAACCGCGCUUUGCCGGACAGCUGAAAGGCCUCACCUACACCCGCGGGGACGGCCUCGCCCGGUCCCAGAACAUCAUCGCCAGUCAGGGAGUGCGUGAGAUGGGCCUGAGCAGCGAGUGUGACCAGCACGGGCCUUGCAUGAACGGCGGCCGCUGUUACUCCGGGGACCAGGGACCUCGCUGUGAUUGUUCCCGCAUCGCCUACGAGGGACCCUACUGCGAGAAAGAGCGCCAGGUGGAGGAGAUCACCUUCAGAGGCCGGGAGUACGUGUGGUGGGAUCUGCGACGCACCGGCGGGCAGCCCCUCGCCGCCCAGAGUGACCAGCUGUCCUUCUCCUUCAAGACCAGACACCCCGCAGGCGUCCUCUUCUUCUCAGGUGACGGGAAGGACUACGUGAACAUUGCUCUGCGCGAGGGCGGCGUUCUGGUGACCCUGGACAUGGGCGGCGACCCUCUCAAGGUGACUGUGCGGCCUGAAACCGUACGCUUCGACGACAAUGAGUGGCAUAGCGUCUCCGUGCACCGAAAUGUGAAGGAGAUCAACGGACACACCAGCUUCUGCACGCUCUCCGUCUCCGUGGAUGGCAUCUACUCGAAGAAGGGGACGACUGCCGGGCCCUUCUCUCAGCUUAGCUCCUCGAGGCUUCAUCUGGGUGGAGCUGACGUGCCUGCCCUUCUCCCUGGCGCUGAGACCCGUUCCAAUUUCGUGGGCUGCAUGAAGAAGGUGGAAUACGUCGCCGACAGUGUGAGGCUUGACAUCAUUCGCACGGCGCGCCAAGGCAGCCCCCUCCUGCACGUCAAAGGCAAGGUCGACUACAUGUGUCUCGAGGUGGAGGCCGGCGACCCCGUGUCCUUCACCACUCAAGAAUCCUACCUGGAUGGCCCGGAGAAUGGUGUGGUUAAGUUUACGAGACCCGACGCCUUCCUGGUGUUGCCAGCUUGGGAGGCUGCCCGGCAAGGAUCUGUGAGCUUCAAGAUGCGCACCACGGAGCCUGAUGGCCUCCUCAUGUUCAACUCUGGCUCCCUGGCAGCUCAGGGUGACUUUUUUGCCUUGGAGCUGCUUGAGGGUCACCUGUACCUGCACCUCAGCCUUGGGUCAGGGUCUCGCCGGGUCAAGGCCACCAACAGGAGGAUCGAUGAUGGCUGGUGGCACGAGGUGACACUCAACAGGGAUGCUCAGGCGGGCCGCAUCACCGUGGACGAAGGGGCAAAUGACUUCACCACACCAGGAGACUCUCACCGGCUGGACCUGGAUGGAGCGCUGUAUGUUGGUGGUGUGAGCAGCGGCGUGGAGGUGCCCCCGGAGGUGUGGUCUGGCAGGCUGGGGCUGGGCUAUGUGGGGUGCAUGAGGGACCUGGUGAUCAAUGGACUGGCAUCUGACCUCGCCUCCUUUGCCAAGAAACAAGACUCUGGUUCAAUUGUCAACUUCUGCCACAGCGAUGGAGGCUCCUGCUCCUCCAACCCCUGCAUGCACGGAGGUUCCUGCCGCGAGGGCUGGGGACGCUUCAUAUGUGACUGCUCCCACACCUCCUUUGUUGGGCCAACCUGCGGCAAAGAUGCUGCCACACUGAGCUUUGAUGGAACCCAGUAUGUGCGAAUGUUCUCUGACCAGGAGUCCAACACCCAGGCUGAAGACAUCACAUUCAGGUUCCGCACCAACCGACCAAACGGCCUCCUUCUGGCCACCACAUCCACCCUCUCCUCUGACAGGCUGGAGCUGGCACUGCAGGCAGGCAAACUCAGACUCACCGUCAAGCUGGGAGACAAGGACAAGGUGGUGCAUGUGGGCAAUGGAUUCAACGAUCAGCAGUGGCACUCAGUCCGGCUGGAGAGGAGAGCCACACAAGUAUCCCUUCGAGUUGACAAUGAAUCACCAGUUUUGGACCACACCAUGGGCCGCCACAGCAUCCUGCAGUACCGGGACAUCCACGUUGGCAUGGUGAGCAAUGACUCCAGCACCUUCCCCUCCCCACCACCCGCUGGUGUGCCUGGCCCCAUCCCUCCCUUCAUUGGCGAGAUGCAGAGUUUGUACAUCAAUGGGAAAUAUGUCUUUGAGAUGGCCCGUGCUGGACACCUCAACAGGAUGGAGGUGAGCGCAGUGUUUGGCCGCAGCUCCCAGGUUGUGCAUCACCCUGUCACCUUCAAGAGCCGGGCAGCCUACGUGGCCCUCCACCAACUCAAGGCUUACUCCUCCACCAACAUCUACUUCCAAUUCAAGACACACCAGCCUUCAGGUCUCCUCAUGUACAAUGGGGGUAAAGGCCAUGACUUCCUGGCCCUGGAGCUGGUCAACGGCCAUGUCCACCUCGUCUUCAGCCUUGGGGAGCGACCAUUCCGUGUCCGGGACAGCAACAAAAUGGCACUGAAUGACAACAAAUGGCAUGUGGUUACUGUGAGCCGGCCGUCCUCCCUCCAGCACACCCUCCUGGUGGACGACACCCUCACCACCGUCACCAAUGAAGGCUCCAGCGACACUCUUGACCUGCAGGGCUUCCUCUACUUGGGUGGUGUUCCCCCAGAAAUGUACACCAGACUGCCGCGCCACAUCCUCUCCCGCGCUGGCUUUGAGGGCUGCAUGGCUUCCCUGGACCUGAAUGGCGAGGCUCCAGACCCCGCUGGCAAGGAUGUCCCACUCAUGUCCAACCAUGUCCACGCCGGAUGUGAAGGGCCCAGCACCAAGUGCCACCGGAAUGCCUGUGCCAAUGGUGGAACAUGUGUGCAGCAGUGGAACUCCUACACCUGCAACUGCGACUUGACCUCCUACACUGGCCCCACCUGCUCUGAUGAGGCUACAUCCUACGAGUUCAACCGUGGACUCGUCACCUUCCAGUACCCAGAUGGCCGGUGGCCUGACUCUCGCCGGGACCUGCUGGCACUUGGCUUCAUGACUCACCAGGAUGAUGCUGUGCUGCUCAGACUUGACUCGGCAAAUUCAAAUGAUUACAUGGAACUAGAGAUUAUUGAUGGGAACAUCUUUGUGGUGUACAACAUGGGCACCGAGGACCACCCCGUCGGGGAGAUAAUGUCCAAGGUCAACGAUGGGAUGUACCAUGUCGUCCGCUUCAUUCGCUCCGGACCCAACGCCACCGUGCAGAUUGACGACUAUGAAAUACAGGAGAAGAAUCCAACAGAUGUUGAGGGUAACAGUAACUUCAGAGUGUUGAAGAAGCUCAGGUCUGGAACCUGGCAUGGUCACCAGCUGUCGGUUUUCAACGCUCAGUCAAAGCUUCAGAUUGGUGGGCGCAGGUCAAGGCGAGCCACUGCCAUCGAUAGGCCCUUCCAGGGGGUCAUGUCAGGAUUGGUACUGAACGGGGAGCGGCCUUUUGACAUGGCAGCCGAGCGCGACCCCAGAGUUGAGAUCGAGGGUGAAGUCCACCUCCUGAUGAACCUGCCCAGGGACCUCAAUGCUCACGGCAACGACCUCAACCCAUGGCAGAGGACACCACCACUCCCUGGCCCAUCACCUGGUGAGGGGGACGACUUGGUGUUCAGCGGUGCCGGGUCUGGAUGUGACAUGGAUGAUGAGGAUGAGUGUAUCCCCGUCUUUGACACUGGCUCAGGCGACGACCUCAUCACCCCUGUCUACAUCCCGCCCACCCAGCCCCCGGCCACCAAGCCUCCCCCACUCCCCCAAAUCCCCGACCGUGACACUAAUGGCGGCAUGCGCCCCUGUGAUGAUGAGGACUGCUACAUUGGCUCCGGCUCUGGUGAAUUCAACACAGAAAAUGGAGGAAUAACUGACCUUGAUAAUGUAGACGACACGGAUCUUGAGUUCCCCCCAUCUCACCACCCCAUGCUUGCUCCAGACAUUAUCCACUCAGAGGAGGACAGCCCCGGCAGCACAGGACUUGGUCAUGCCAACGGCGGACGAGGCCCUGGAUCAGGCCUCACCACCCCAUCCCGGCCAGACCCUACAUCCCCCUCCACCUCCACCACCACCACUGCCACCCACACCCCGCACCCCAGACAUCACCCCACCUCCACCACCACCAGCACCACCACUCCGCCGCCACCACACUCCCACCCACAGCCUCCGAUAGACUACGAUUACCCAUUCGCUGGCUACCCAGAGGUUCCCUUCGAGAAGGGGAACAACAAGGUGCGAAAGGAAGGUGGGCCACAUGAGGCCAUCCAUAGCGACACCUCUGGCAGCGUGGCCCUCAUCAUCAGCAUAGUGGCCGGCACCCUCAUUGUGGUCAUCCUCAUCGUUCUCCUCGUACUCAAAUUCAAGGGGCGGCAGGACGGUGCCUAUAAGGUGGACGAAAGCAAGAACUACGAGGGCAUCCCCACAGUGCCGACCCCCAUGAUCAACGGGCAAGGCAAUGGCGCCAUCAAGCCCGGUGACCGGCGGCCCGUCAAGAAGCAGAGUAAGGAUGUUAAAGAGUGGUACGUGUGAGUGCUGGGUGGUGUUUAUAUUGAGAGAAUUAUACUAUGUGAAGUCUCAAAAUUUUGACUGUGAUCUCUAUUGUUUUGCAAUACCUCCAAAAUGAUAGGAAUAUAUGAUCCCACUCCCUGUGUACUCUUACAUUUUUUUACUUUUGUCUCGGAUGUCCACUUCCAGAGGGAGUGUAGAACUAAGAAAAUGUUUUGCUACUUGCCGUAGGUAAUUACUGUUAGUUGAGGUUUUCAAGGGCGUGUGGUGUUCACGUGUGCCGCAGACCUGUUCCUGCCGCAGCAUUGGCCUCAGGACUGGCCAGAGCGGCUGCCCCUAGAGGUGUGUCGGGUGCUGGUGUGGCGGUGCUAAUGCUGAGCGGCGGCACAAGUGUCGGGUGUGUGAGUCCUGAGCAUUUGGUCGUCCUCUAGAGAUUUUUUAUUUUUAUUUGGUUUGAACUUACACGUGCAUUCGUGGUCGCAGACGUCCAUUGUAGAGCAAGAGUAUUGUUGUUCAUCAAGCUUUUACAUUUUACAUUACCACCAUUACAUCAUCAUCCAGAGAUUUUGAGCUUUUAUUAAAAUCUUCCUUAAUUCAUCCUCUUUAUAUAGAGAGAAAUACUGUUUUGAUGAUUUACAAUACUAAGCCCUACAAAACACUGAAGAACAUUGCUUUGCAACAUGUGAAACAUUGUCAACGCUUCUUUUCCACGCCGGCACCAUUACCGUAGCACAAAGAGGGAUUCACCCCGGCCCGCCAGUGCCUCGGGGUGGCUGCCUUCCUGUAAGCCUGUUUUACGCAAAGCGAGGCUGCCCUCAACCCCGGCAUGGGUAUUGCUGACCCGGGCUGGCCCUUGGGGUGCCCCAGGCCAAGGGGCCGGGAGUUGGGCCACGGCUAGAGCUUAGAGCUGUCCAUUUGUCUGGAAUCAUCCUUUAUAAUUUUAUUUGUAGAUUUAUGUCACUAGGACUGACAUCAAUUCUGUCUCUCAAAACAGCAAUGUGAUAAAGAGGGCGAUGACUGGGAAUCAUGGGGAAAUGUGGCUCUUGAGGCUGGGUCGUAUGAAGCCUUUGCUUUUGCAAUAUAUCAACAUGGCAUUGCCUCAAGCCAUGAACAUAUCAUAGUAGAUUCUGGAGGCUUCCAUCAAACACCCUAGGGAACAGCCACAAUCCUCAAGCAAUGACGGUAAAGCCAGUGAGGGCGCCACAGACCCCACAGCCAAAAAAGUCAUGUCCCUCUGAACAGUCUGUUCUUCACUUUUCCGGCAGCAAUAAAAAUGGCAACAUUCGCUUACUCAUCAGAUAUAGUAGUGCGUGGAAGCACAUCUAAUACAAAACAUUUAAAACAUCCUUUCAGUAAAUUAAUAAUGUACUGAAGCCUUAUGCAGUGAAGAAGUAAUUAUGGUCCUGACAAUGCCAACAGCCUUUUUGGUAUUGUGAGCUUCACUAAUCUAUAAUCAAAUACUCCAAGAUGUUGAUACACAGGAUCUUGCAGUGUGGCGAGCACAGAGUUGGAUGGGUGAUGAGACAGUGUAUCCACGGGGAUAUUCUCAUCAGGGAAUGGGAUGUUACAGUAUGGCUAACGUUGGCUCAGGGGAAAAGAUUAUAUCUGUUAGCUACACAAAUUCCUUUACUUGUUUUUAGAAAUUAUCCAUAUUCUACCAAUACACGUUUUUUUCAUACAAGUACACAUACAUGUAAACACACACAGAUGCAUAUAUAUAAAUAACCUCACUUUUCUAAACCAAAGUAGGGACUCUGAAAAACUUAUAAAAGAGCAGUUUAAUGUUAAGCUGCACAGAAGUCACCCAAAGAUGUAAUAUAAUGUUAUUGUAUAUCGUUCACUGUACAGCCCCUCAUAGUUGUAAGUCCACCAACUUAGAUUAACGCAUUUCAUCUUUUACACAAACUCGCAGGUUGAGUUGAAGGCGUAAGUUAUUUUUUAAACUGAGAAUUUAGGGUGAUUGAGUGUGAGUCCUACCUCUGCCUGUAUCUAUUUUCCUGAGGGUUAUGGUGAUGAAGUGACUCAAGAAGACGGUUUGCAUGUUGUUGAGAAUUUUAUCUGGAAAGUUAUUAGCAUUUCAAAGUCUAGCUGAAAUAAAAUUGCUUCAGCAUCUGUAAUAUGGUGCAGUUUGAAUAUUUAUAAUUGUGUAAUAAUAAUAAUCUGAAAGCUAUGUAUCCGAGAUUCUAACAUCAAUGAGAUGAGUGAUACAGACUAGUGACUUGAAUAUGACCAUAAACUUAAUGGAGGACAAUGGAUUAGAAAUGUAGUGGAGUCUAGGAGCCAAGCCUCUCCACUGCUUGAUGGAUGCGAGGACAAUAUGUACCAUGGAGGAUCAAGUUGCGUUAGAGUGUUGAACGUUACCUUUCUUUGCUUUUGACGCGAGCCCCAUCUGGAGGUCCUGUUGGCUGUCCCCUGCAGCUCCCUCACUCACCACCUCCAUGUUAGCUGUCGGUUGCAAAGCACUGUUUUGAAAACUUUGCACUCAUUGCUUUAAUGUAUGUGAAGACUACAGCUGUUGUCUAUUGUGAAAGGUAGGAUAAACUGUAUUUGUUAUGAGACAUACUCCUUAUUAUGACUAGGAACAUGUUGCGAUAUAUAAUGUAUAAUAAGAGUUGCCAUAUCUUGAGGAGAUUUUGUUGUGUGUUAAUAUAUUUGUAUGACAUUAUUUUCUGACACUGAAAAAGACUUUAAACUAAGGUUCUGUUAAUGAAUUGGACCAUCAUCAUUAUUUUACAUGGUGUAAAGUUGCGUGUACAUAGGAGUUCUAACAUUAAAUAUGUUAGAUACUGAA